This is a messenger RNA of Chelonus insularis, 4556 nucleotides long. RefSeq names its product DBH like monooxygenase olf413 (gene olf413). Gene Ontology annotation, biological process: octopamine biosynthetic process; dopamine catabolic process; norepinephrine biosynthetic process. The record is from RefSeq and is a predicted model, not a curated record. The transcript is spliced from 9 exons. Gene Ontology annotation, molecular function: dopamine beta-monooxygenase activity; copper ion binding. Bases 835 to 2823 code for a protein of 662 amino acids. Gene Ontology annotation, cellular component: secretory granule membrane. NCBI's taxonomy places the organism in Eukaryota, Metazoa, Arthropoda, Insecta, Hymenoptera, Braconidae.
UGGUGAGUGAGCCAUGGAGUAAGAGAGAGAGGGGGCGACGACCGAGUGAUGCCUGGUGGGGGAACCUCGGUGGAAACUAGUCGAGUCCCGGCCUCAGGUCGUGUCGGGUUGUUCAGUUUUCAGGCGAGUGCCGUAGAGUGUUGUUGGAUUGUAUGACGAACGCUCGUGAUAUUUGUUUUUCGCGACAAAGUUUAUUUACUUCAAUUGCGAAAUUUUUUCGCUCGUGUUAUUGACAUUUAAUAACAACUACUGUACAAUACAAUAAAUAAUUUCGGUAGUUACAUUAAAUAUCAAGUAAAAUUACGUGGAAUAUUGAAUUCUCUGUGGACCACUCUGAAAUUUCCUGUCCUAGUUUCCACGAGGGGUGUUGCGGCAUUCACUGCAUUUUGCUCUCUCGCGACAGUCGAUAAACGACGCUCUUGUUUUCUCAUCCUGGGAAUUCAUUUGGCUGCGAACACAUUUUGUUUAAAGUUUCUUUUUAUUGUACUGUUCUACAUCAAAGUGAUAGAACGCGUGUGAUUUAAGCAAAUGUUUCAAACAGAUCUGAGGGGAUUUUUUUAAUCUGUCAAGAAAUGUUUAAAUAAUUUAACAUCAAGCCAAUUAAAACGUGAAAAUAGUAUUAGUGAUAGUGUGUUGUGUGUAUACUUUUUAGUGAAUUCAUUAUUUACAAUAGUGAAAAUAAUUAUCAUUGUAAGGAAAAAUCGACAAAGAUUUACUCCAAAACGAUAACGUACUGAAGGUUUCGUUAACUCUGGGAUCAUUAACACACGCGGCAACUUGAAAGCGUCUCAUCAAGAAAGUGAUGCAAGCGCUGUAACGGGAUAUCCAAGCAAAAUGAAGGCUCUAGUGGGAUUGCAUCUCUCGCUGGCAGUAAUAUUUCUCCUUGUGGAUGUCUCCACGUCUUUCGAAUGGAAAAACAGUGCUGUGUUGGACAAUAACUUCCUAAUACUGUGGACACCUGAUGAAAGAGACAUUGUGUUUGAAGUGCAAGUGAAGACUCAGGGCUACGUGGGUCUUGGAUUCACCAGAGAUGACAGACAUGUUGGUGCGGACAUGGUCAUCGGUUGGGUCGAUAAUAACGGCCAGGUUCAUCUUCAGGACCGGCACGUAAAAGAUUCAAAUAGAGACCCGGCGAUGGAUUCAAGUCAGGACUACCACCUGCUACUGGGCUACGAGAAUAAAACCCAUACUGUAUUGCGAUUCAGUCGACAGUACGACACGUGCGAUCCGCGAGAUUUAAAAAUCACGAACGACACGACGAAAGUAGUUUGGCAGUAUCAUAAAGAGGAGCCUGUGUCAGCAGCAGGAGUACUUCCUCCUCAUGGUGCGGUUCGUGGAUCCCGCCCUCUUUAUCUUGUUCAACGAGAUUCUCAGCCCAAACGUAUGUCUCGGAAUCAGCAAGCCGCGCCAAAUCUAAAGACAUGGGAUAUUAUAAAUCAACAGGUUAAAUUGCCGAUGGGCCAGGAUUCUCUUUUAUGGUGUUUGGUAGUAGAAAUGCCAAAUAUCCAACGGAAACAUCACGUUGUCAAGUACGAACCCAUCAUUUAUCCAGGGAAUCAGCAGUAUUUGCAUCAUAUGACUUUGUAUGAAUGCAGAGGCAAAGAUUCAGACUUGGAAAAUGCAGCACGAAUGAAUGGUAGUGUGUGCUAUGAACCAAAUGCACCAUCUCUACAGUGCACAUCAAUAGCUGCAACAUGGAGCUUGGGAUCAGAGGGAUUUAAUUAUCCUCUUGAAGCCGGAUAUGCAUUGGAUCCAACAUCUGGGCCUCGUUUCUAUAUGCUUGAAACACACUACACCAAUCCCUCGCUUGAUAAUUUUAUCAGUGACAGUUCCGGAUUGAGGUUGUUGUACACUGAUCAGUUACGUACUCAUGAUGCGGGAAUUUUAAGUGUCGGUAUAGAUCCCAACUGGCGUCAUAUUAUACCUCCUGGUCAAAGGGAAGUUGUGUCGGAAGGGCAUUGCGUUGCAGAUUGCACGGGACAAACCAUCCCUGAAUCAGGCGUCAAUAUGUUUGCUGUUAUUAUGCAUACUCAUCAGCUGGGCAGGAAAGUUAGAUUGAGGCAGAUUCGAGCUAGUGAAGAGCUUCCUCCAAUUGUCUCUGAUACAAACUACGACCCCAAUUAUCAAGAGUAUCGGAGAUUACAACGACCUGUUAAAGUUUAUCCCGGAGAUCAUUUAGUAGCAGAGUGCACAUAUUCAUCGGAAUCCCGCACAACUAUGACAUUGGGGGGUCUAACAACGCGCGAAGAGACAUGUUUAGUAUCAGCUCUGUACUAUCCCCGCAUUGAACUAUCACUUUGUUAUUCUCUUCCGUCACUUCCAACAGUUCUGCAAAGUUUGGGAAUUCAGAAACUAAAGCAAGGAGCAUCUCCAGUUAUUAUUGAAGCGCCAGAAGAACUUGCUGGAAUGACACUUGAAGAACGCUUAGUCCAUUACAAUUGGGAAACUAGUUUCCAAAGUUUCCAAGAAGCAACCCAUCGUGGUACAUUUAAGCCUCUUUGCUGGGACAGCAAAGGAGGCAUAAUACCAAAUACUGAUGUUCAGGAAGCCCACUAUCCAAGGAUUUUGAAACCCUACGAAGAGACUGCAUUACCUUGUGCAAAAAAAGUCCCGAGAAAUAAAUUAUCUCGGCUCUUUGGUGAGGAUGGUGAUUUAGGAGCUUCCGUUGAUCCUGAUAGUGACGAAGCUAAUGCCGUUGAACGUGGCCAACUUGUCCGCAGUAAAGUAUCACGGAGUAGUGAAAGUCCAGUUGCAGGAAGUUCUAAUGUAAUGAGAGCACCUGCUUUUCUCAUUCUCGCGAUUGUUGUUGCAAUUUUCAGAUGAACAUACCAAGUUUAUAUCUAAAUAAAUAGACGAGUUGGUACAUCUGAAUACACGCACAGGCAUCCAUAUUACCAUACGGUUGGAUGAACUUUGUGAGGUGAUGAUGUAAGUAAUUUAUCGUGAUGCUGCUGAUGCACUUAUUAUAAAUUAUAACUAGGUACUUUUCAAUUUUUUAUAGUUAGCUACUCGACAUAAAAAUGAAAUAUGUUCUGAUAUCUUCCGAAUGCAUGAAUGAUUUAUCUCAUUGAUUUUUGUUAAUUAUUGAAAGUUUAAAUUAUGAGAAUUGACAUUUUAAUUUAAAAAAUAAUCCUGUUAUAAAAGAGAAUUAUUUUUAAAAUAUCAAAAGUAAUCAUUGAAAUUAAAAAACAACCUUCUACAUUGGUUGAAUAACCCUUUUCAGGAGAAUUUUGUGACCAAAGUCAAUAGAGUUUAUUUUAAAAAUAAUUUUUCGUCCAUUGUAAAUAAAAUUAGGUUGUAAGACAAAUCGGAAGAUAUCCACAUAAAUUACAAAAGAAAAUUAUUUUUUAAAGCUUCUCACGAAAAGAAGUAAAACGUUGGCUGUUUAUGCGCCGUCAGGAAUUUAGUCGAGCUGAUGGCGAUACCGCGAAUGGGUUUUCUGCAAAAAUGCAAUUCACUCACGUUUUAGCUAUUUGUUUCGCAAAACUUGCACGCAAGCACUACCCUCGCAGGUAUUUUGCUGACUCGGCAAUUCAGGGAAAACGAUAUCGUCUUUGUACGGUUCCCUGAGCAUAUUCUGUAUAUUUUGUUAAUUAGAUGAUUAUCCUUGUAUUUUUUGCAAUUGUUGUACAAGCACAGGUCGAUUUAUCUCGUUAAAAGUAUUAGGCUUCAAGAUAUGUAUCAUUAGAAAGUAUAGUUUUCUAAAUUCAAUCUUAACAUCUUAUACGUGAAAACUACAUUUGAAAAUUAAUUAUGAAAAAUCUCUAAGAUACAAUCUUGACGCUUUUUUAACGCAUUAACUUAAUCUGUGCUUGUAAUUUACGUACUAUUUGUAAUAUUUUGUACAGCUUAUUAAAGAUAAUAAUGAAGAAUAAUUUUGCAUUUGCUGCAAAUUAUUAAUUAAUAAUUAAAUAUUAUUAUUAAUUAAAUGACAUAGAUAAUUAUUUAUUUAUUUUUUCUUGUGUUAAUUAUAUUGAAAGCAACAGAGAUUAUUGGGAAAGUUAGUAAUUCAUUUAUUUACAUAGUAUGUUGAUUAAUUAAUGUGGAAUUUUUUAGGGUGUAAUUAAUUAAAGUUGUAAACGAUUACAAACCACUCACGAUAAUUGGAUCGUUCAUCCUUGCGCACUGAUACGCGAAUUGGAACCAUUGCAACUGUAUUUACGUAGACAUUUGAUACACAUUGUGCAUGAAUUACUCGCUCACGCACUACUCAUCAUUAUUCUCAUACUAGAUUGCAUCUUUCAAUGCAUACUCAAAAAAAAAAUUCUCUUUUCUAUUUCUAUCACGAUAUUAUACCCUAAUCAAACUUUCGAUUUGAAAAAAAAAAAUUUUUUACGCGAAAACGAUUUGUAGAAAUCUUAAAAUUUAUACAUUUUUUUCAUUAAAAAAUUGCUUUCUGUUUGAAUAACAUUUAAUUAAAUAUUUCCAUCUCUUUUAUCUUUUUAAUAAUAAAAGUAAUCAAGUUUAUUGUUGACAAGUAUUGUUAGUAAUAUCAUUAAAAACAAUCAAAAUUGUUUGAAGUAUGAAUUUAAUUUAAAUUAGGAUUUAUUUGUCAU